This is a messenger RNA of Staurois parvus, 492 nucleotides long. The record is from the annotation of a GenBank genome assembly. Lineage: Eukaryota; Metazoa; Chordata; Amphibia; Anura; Ranidae.
AUGCAAGCUUCAGUUGUACCACGUUCCCCAAGUUCUCCGCUGCACAGUGUUUCUCUGCUGAGCAAGUCUUUUCCCCAGCUGCCUAACCCACGAAGGAGAAGACAUGGGGGAAGAACCAAGGACCCCUGGAAUACAGCCAGCCUUACUGGUGACGACUGGAGCUCCUACAGUCUAUCUUCAGCUGCCAGUAACAUCCUACUUCGCUCACCCCUGGAAUCUGCCAGUGGAAUACCCACUCCAGAUGAUACCAUACACUCAUUGCCCUCAUGUGUACGAAGUUCCAGCAGAGCUGUGCUGACUGUCAGCACCAAGACCACACAGAUUUUAAUGGCCAACGAUAAAGCCUGCAGACUAUUUGGCUAUAGCAGUCUUGAGUUAAUUGGAAUGGGUCUGUCCAGUCUGAUUCCUGCAUCCAGCCACAGAAUUUCGGAGGUUUUAGAGGAGGAGCUUACAGAAGCUGAUGGCAUUUCACGGGUACCUGGAGAAGUAGUA